Molecule: messenger RNA, 2260 nt
Organism: Rattus rattus (black rat)
Lineage: Eukaryota; Metazoa; Chordata; Mammalia; Rodentia; Muridae
Gene: Ubxn2b
Product: UBX domain protein 2B
Exons: 8
Coding region: 38-1033 (331 amino acids)
Biological process (GO): Golgi organization; membrane fusion; proteasome-mediated ubiquitin-dependent protein catabolic process
Cellular component (GO): cytosol; nucleus
Molecular function (GO): ubiquitin binding
Source: RefSeq, a predicted model, not a curated record
UCGCGGGUCCGGGGCGGGCGCCGCGAGCGGGUGGAAGAUGGCGGAGGGUGGCGGCACGGAGCCCGAGGAGCAGGAGCGGAGGUCCUCGAGGCCGCGGCCCCCGAGUGCGCGGGACUUACAGUUGGCCUUGGCAGAAUUAUAUGAAGAUGAAAUGAAAUGCAAGUCUUCCAAGCCUGACAGAUCUACAGCUACAGCCUUUAAGAGCCCACGAACACCGCCCCUUCGGCUUUAUUCAGGUGAUCAGGAAUAUGGUGGAUUACAUAUAGCUCAACCUCCAACUGGGAAAAUUGUGAACGAACUUUUCAAAGAGGCAAGGGAACAUGGGGCUGUCCCUCUAAAUGAAGCCACAAGAUCUUCAAGCGAUGACAAAGCUAAGUCAUUUACAGGCGGAGGGUACAGACUGGGCAGUUCCUUCUACAAGCGGUCAGAGUAUAUCUAUGGAGAAAAUCAGCUGCAAGAUGUUCAGAUUUUACUGAGGCUGUGGAGCAACGGUUUCAGUUUAGAUGAUGGAGAACUGAGGCCUUACAGCGACCCAACAAAUGCUCAAUUUUUGGAGUCAGUUAAGAGAGGAGAGAUUCCUCUGGAGCUUCAGCGACUAGUCCACGGCAGCCAGGUGAGCCUGGACAUGGAGGAUCAUCAAGACCAAGAGUACAUAAAACCCAGAUUGCGCUUCAAGGCUUUUAGUGGAGAAGGGCAAAAACUUGGAAGCCUUACACCUGAAAUCGUCAGUACUCCUUCCUCCCCAGAAGAAGAGGAUAAAUCAAUACUGAAUGCAGCUGUUCUUAUUGAUGAUUCAGUGCCCACUACAAAAAUUCAGAUCAGGCUGGCAGACGGAAGUCGUCUCAUACAGAGAUUCAACAGCACGCACCGGAUUCUGGAUGUACGAGACUUUAUAGUACAGUCACGUCCUGAAUUUGCAACUACUGACUUUAUUCUUGUGACUUCAUUUCCAAGUAAAGAGCUAACAGAUGAGAGCGUGACUCUCCAAGAUGCGGAUAUUCUUAACACUGUGAUACUCCAGCAACUGAAGUAGUGCUGCUCCAACCCGGAACAGAUAAUGCUGUGAUUAUUAGUAAAAUACUUCCAGCAUAAAACAACCAAAUGACUUCUAUUAUUCAGAUAAAUUCUGGUUUUGCUGUUACGCUGUUUCAGUCUUUGUCUAGAUAAAAGGAUGAUUUAGACUAAGGGUAGAUCUUGAUGUUUGAGUUUUUAGUUGUAGGGCUGAUUUAUAUUGAUAGCUUGUAAAUGUUUAGAUCAAUCAGCUUAUUACAUGUUCAGUGCUAAUGUAAUAACAUUUUCAAAUGAAACAAAAAGAGGCCCUUUUUGGUAAAUGCAUUUGAUAAAAUUUGCACUCAAGUUUCUUAAUGUAGCAGUGUCCAGUAGCCAGAACGGAUACUUUGUUUGUGAUAUGUGCCAUACUGUCUCCUCUGAUUUUGUAAUUGUUCAUACAACAGUUAAGAGUUUGCAUAUCUUUUUGCAUAUUGUUUAAACUAUGUUAGUACCACAGGACAUAUUUUGGCCUUAUGUUUUGUAGAAUUAUAACUGUCAUGAACUAAAUUUUAAUAGAUAUAAGUCAUCAGCUCUUGACAAGAUGUGGUUAACAGCACUUUAUAUAGUCCCUUACAGAGCCUGUCGGGAUCACAGUCAUUCAUUCAGUCAGCGUUUUUAUGGGGACUCUAUUACACACACAUUGUUGGAAGUGUCCGACACAUAUGUGUCCAACCCAUAAUGAAUUCUUCAGUGUGUGAACUCAGUCUGAGAGACUGAAGUAAAAAUUACCAGCAAGAAGUUGUGUUUCCCUGGUCCAGGCAUUUCUUGGAUAGCUUGGGUAAAACCAAUAAUGACAGAAAAGCUUGUUUGCCCCCCAGGCUCCCUUCUAUCCUUGGUCACCAUUUCUGUGUCAUUUCCUGUUGACAUAAGAAAAUACAGAAUUUGUGACUGCAAUAGUACAGCUUUAUUAUCUUAGAAGAAUCUAAGUUGAAAACGGAACACGAGUUUCUCUGUGCUAGAAUCUAGGUGUUGGUGGGACUGCAUGGAGGCCCUAGACAAUCCCUCCUGGCUCCUCAGCUCCAGAGGCCACUGUGCCCUUUCCCCAUGGUGCUCUCCUUCAUCUGACAGCCAGCACUGCGUCUCUCUGACCUGUGAUAAGAUAGGAUGCACACGCAGUCCAUUGUCACUGCCCAGUGUGAACUUUAUAGGAACGCUAUCAUUCUUCAGAGUCGCUCGUUCCUGUCUCAGUUACGUGUUCAUGUGGUUGGAG